GCUAGCUGUUGGUUCAAGAGGGAAACCCUAAGCAUGAGGGAAGGCAUAAGUUACUGCAGGAAGAAAGAAGUCACCCGAGUCUCCUGAGACACCACAAGACCCAUCUGGGAGGAAAAGACAAGAAUGAAGUGCAGAAGAAGCAAAGCCCUAAUCCUCUACAUCUAAUUUUCGCACUCCCAUUUCCAUCUGCAGUAGCUUAUAGCUCUUUGCUCUACUUAUAUGGGAAGAGGAUUCAUACAUCAUCUUGGCUCAAGGAUUACAAAGUGAGGAAAGAGCUCUGAAAAGUGAUGGCUGUCCCACAAGUUGACAAGAAAAUGCUUGGUGAACUUGAAGCCAUGGGAUUCCCAACUGCACGUUCAGUUAGGGCACUCCAUUUUUCAGGUAAUUCCAAUCUUGAAUCUGCUGUAAACUGGCUUCUGGAACAUGAAAGUGACCCAGAUAUUGAUCGGCUACCACUGAUUCCAAGAGAAAUAAGCAUUGAAUGCGGUGACACAUCAGAUGAAGUAAGAAAUGACGUUGAAGGAAUGAGGGAUACUGUGCAGGAGCAGAAACCUAAAGAACACACUGAAACUGGGAGACAGAAUGAGACAUCCCAGUUGGAACGAGAACCAAAUGCAGAUGGACAGGAGGAAGAAGAUAGAAAGAGGAUAUUAGCACUAUAUAAGCAAAAACGAGACGAGGAAGGGAGGGCAAGAGGGCGGAUACGGAGUCAAUUACAAGAGGAUCAGAGGGAGAGGAUUCGAGCUGCUAAAGACCUUAUGGAAGCAAAGAGAAGUCUCGAGGAAAAUCAAAGGAAGCGGGUGAUGGAGAGUCGGGUAGCAGAUCAAGAGGAGGAGAAAAGAGCGAGGGAGAGGAUACGCCAGCGUAUAGCUGACGAUAAGGCAGAGAGGAGGAGACGGCUUGGUCUGCCGCAGGAUGAUCCUAGGGAUCCCGCCGCAACCAUGACGCCUGCAAAGGUAAAGCCUGCUGGACGCGCCGUCGUUGCGUCAGAGCAGCUGAGAGACUGCCUGCGAACCGUGAAGAAGAACCACAGGGAUGACCCUGCUGCAGUGGCAAGAGCGUACCAGGUGUUGCUCAAGAUUGUUGGCAACGUAGCGAAGAACCCAGGGGAGGAGAAGUUCAGGAGGAUCCGGCUCAGCAACCCUGUGUUCAAGGACAGGGUGGGCAGCGUGCGAGGCGGCGUGGAGUUCCUGGAGCUGUGCGGGUUCCGCAGGUUCAGCGGCAUCGGGUACCUGGUGAUGCCGAGGGACAAGGUCGACGUGGCUCUGCUCACCGCCGCCGGCGUCGAGAUCGCGUCGGCCUUGGAGAACCCCUACUUCGGCCUGCUCUCCAAGUGAAGCGAACGGCCGCUGUCGCUGCUUAUUGCUAAACCAUGAUGUACUGUACAGCUACAAUCUGGACGAUGAUAUUUGAUCCGUUCCCCUCUUGCCUUCAA
Zea mays is the source of this 1435-nucleotide messenger RNA. Its product is annotated as UBA/UBX 33.3 kDa protein. Gene Ontology annotation, molecular function: protein binding. The transcript has 13 exons. Lineage: Eukaryota; Viridiplantae; Streptophyta; Magnoliopsida; Poales; Poaceae. The coding region runs from base 288 to 1337 and encodes 349 amino acids. The record is from RefSeq and is a predicted model, not a curated record.